AUGACUUCCUCGGCACGGAAGGCCCAUGCAAGGAGGGCCAGGUACGAAGAAGUGUUCUCUGCCCAACGACCAUCCAGUAACAACAGAGAUCCGUCCGGAGAGUAUCUUAUAAUGUUCAGUGAAGAAGAUGGAGAAGGUUUGUCGCGCCCUCAUGACGAUGCAUUAGUAGUAACAUCACAAAUUUCUAAUUAUCGGACCAAAAGAGUAUUGAUCGACAAUGGCAGUUCUGCCGACAUCCUAUUCUGGGAAGCAUUCAUUAAAAUGGAAAUCACUCCAGAUAGGUUACGGCCAGCACCAACUCCCCUCAAAGGCUCCACAGGGGACACCAUCCAACCAAUCGGAGUAAUCACUCUCUUUGUAUUGGUGGGAACGACUCCCAAAACAACAUCUUUCAUGAUAAACUUCUUGGUGGUGAAGGCCCCUUCUUCAUAUAAUAUGAUCCUCGGACGCCCAUCCUUGAAUCAAAUGAGUGCUAUAACUUCCACGUAUCAUCUGAAGGUAAAAUUUUCGACCUCAUCUAGACUAGGAGAAAUGCUUGGCGAGCAACAGACCGCAAGAGAUUGCUACACCCAAGAUAUGAAGUCAAAAGUAGUAGUUAUACAAACUCUUGAGCAAGGCCACAGGGAAGCAGCCACGCCGCCACCUUGGGCUCGAACGAAACCAGACCAAGAGGUAAGGGACGAAGAGACACUAAGGUAG
Molecule: messenger RNA, 699 nt
Organism: Juglans regia (Persian walnut)
Lineage: Eukaryota; Viridiplantae; Streptophyta; Magnoliopsida; Fagales; Juglandaceae
Exons: 1
Coding region: 1-699 (232 amino acids)
Source: RefSeq, a predicted model, not a curated record